Gryllus bimaculatus (two-spotted cricket) is the source of this 237-nucleotide messenger RNA. The record is from the annotation of a GenBank genome assembly. Lineage: Eukaryota; Metazoa; Arthropoda; Insecta; Orthoptera; Gryllidae.
AUGUGCGCUGGGCCCCGUCCUCAGCGCCCGAGGGCAAGGGGACGAGGACGCGGCGACGGCGGCCGCCGCAUCAGAGGUGGGCGGGGCUGUCGGUGGUGGCUGUACGAUGACCACGUCAGAGGGAGCAGCGCGGUUGAGGACGCUGGCUUGGGUAGUGGGGGCGUGCUCCUUGAUUGGCGCUAGUACGGACUCGAUGCCUUGCGUCUAGGUGGUUAAGUAUUUUUUGUUUGAAUUUGA